UCUUAAGGCUGAGACACAUUCACUGAUGUUAAAACAAAUAUAAAAAAACAAUAGUGGGGGUCAAAAGAAACUUUCAAUCUUCUGUUUGAUAACGUAAAUAUGAACAUACUGUAGUUAUAUUGGUCAGCUCAACUUCAUGAAAGAAAGUGUAACUCAAAAUACAUUAAACCUAAACAUGAGUUUCAUUUGAAAAAAAAUAUAAAACUGAUACUGUUCUCUUUAAUUUAUAUGAUAAAAAUUAUCACCCUAUAUAUUCUUAGUAUCUGUGCAUAUCAAAAUCCAUCCCAGCUUUUAAGCAUAAACGAAAUAAAAAGAAGAAGGGAAAAAAAAGAUUAACCAAGAAGAUGGGAAGCAAAGCUGUUGUCUCAGUCUACUUAAUUAUUUCACUGUGUGCUGCCAUCUUUGUCACUUGUGGAGUAGCUCAAAUGCAAAAUCCGCAGGCGAUUCCAGGACUUUUCCCACCUGGCUUAGUACCUAUUGAUCUCGUCAAAUGUUGGUCGUCUCUCUUUACCGUCCAAGGAUGUGUCCUGGCAAUCUCCAACUCAUUUUUUUCUGGAAAAUUUGAAAACGUUGAAGCGGCAUGCUGCAAGGUGUUUUCAACUUUAGAUGCAAACUGUUGGCCUCAUAUGUUUCCUUUGAAUCCUUUCUUCCCUCCUCUCCUCAAGGACAAUUGUUCCCGCAUCAUCCCUAACUCCCCUGCACACAACUGAAAGCAAUAAAGAUUGUUUAUCUACAGCUUUAGACUAGUAUAUUAGCUUCAAUCUCAAAGUUUUUCAUGUGUGAACUCAAAUAUUAGGAGAGCCCUCUAUGUAGCGUUUCUCAAUAAUUGAAAUUUUAGCAAUGAUUAUUUUUAAAAUUUAUCUUCUUUUGAAUGUGUCUUGGUCACAUUAUAGCUGCAUAAUUACACAUACAUCACUGAAAACAGAAUUGUUAUCUAUCCUAAGUCAGCUAGUCAUGUAAAAUAUUACAACAAAAGUUAGAACCCACACAAAUACGCUCUAACAAGAUUGAAACACCAAACGAAGUGCCUUCAUAUAAAUUGACAAAUGGGAUUUAGAGGUCUCAAAACCUCGAAACAAUUAUAUCUAUAUCCGCUUUUGCUGUCGGUUUAUGCAAGAGAAAGAAAAGAUAUCACGUAACUCUAAUUAAAUAUAAAAGAUAUCAUGUAACUCUAAUUAAAUAUAUUAAUUUAAAAUGGUUUAGACUUCACCCUAAGACUUCUGGGCCUAGAACCUUUAUAUGCAAAAACGAAAAUCUGCUAACUAUAAAAAGAUAAUACAACACAUAAGGAGAGACACUUCUUUAGUUUGUUAACUUACACGAAAAUAUAUAGAAUGUGAGCUUUAUUACAAUACUGAUAUCAAAGAGUUUCAUAAGCAUAACUUUUUUUUUUUAACUUACAAGCAUACUAUUAAGUUUCCACUCGUAUAGCUUUGUCAUUUCAUUGUUUACCAGGACAGUUAUUUCUUUUUCGUCGUCCUAUCAUUAUAUUCCUCAUUAUGUUAGCCAUGCAAAUACAACAAGAAAAUGAUGGUAUACAAAGCUUUGGUAUUUUGCUGACAUAUAUAUACGAGAAAUCAGGAUGUUACAAAUCAUCUCUAUUCACAGAGCAUAAUGCCUCCGUUACGCACCAUGAUAGGUUUCAUGACGCCUCUCGAAUCAGAACGGAGAUGUCAUACCAAGUUCUGAUACCACUUGUAACACCCCGAGCGCUCAUCGCUAAUGGGCCAUCCACAUCUGUUUACUCGGACUGUGGGUCCCAUCCGUGCAACAACUGGAGGCUUGAAAGUCUUGUUUACUAACUCUGCAAUCACCACAUGACCUUUUUCCGUGUUUUGAUCUCACUCACACGAUGUCGCGGAUCUAUUUCGGAUAACUCACCCAUCUUUCCACUAUUCCAGCUCAAACACGUUUAACUUUGGAAUUCUAAACGGAUAUGUGCCCGAAAAAAUAAAUACACUUUAGUGAUACAUAGGUAACCAAAUCAUUUCUCCUAAUCAUUUCUAUAUAUCAUAAAUCGCGAUUUUACAGGUAUAUUAGUCAGCUCCACUUGAUGUAAGAAAGUGUAACACGUAAUACACUAAACCUAAACAUGAGUUACAUUGUGAAACAAAGUUAACUGAUAUGUUCUCUUUAAUUUAUCUGAUAAAAUUUUGCAUCUUCAUCCUAUAUAUUCUAAAUAUCUGCGUAUAUCCAAAUCCAUCCAAGCUUUUAAGCCUAAACAAAAGGAAAGGACAAGGAAAAAGAGAUUAACCACGAAGAUGGGAAGCAAAGUUGUUGUCUUAGUCUACUUAAUCUUUUAUCUGUGUGCUGCCAUUUUUGUCACUUGAUGAGUAGCUCAAAUGAAAAUCCGCAGGCGAUCCCAGGAGUUUUCUUUCACCUGGUUUAGUACCUGUUGAUCUCGUAAAAUGUUGGUUGUCUCUCUUCAAUGUCCAAGGAUGUGUGUUCGCAAUCUCCAACUCAUUUUUUCUGGAAAUUUUGAAAAUGUUGAAGCCGCAUGCUGCAAGGCGUUUCAACUUUACAUGCAAAAUGUUAGCCUCAAAUGCUUUGGUUAAUCCUUUCUUCCCUCCUCUCCUCAAGGACAAUUGUACGUUUAUCGUCCCUAAUUCCCUUGCAUAAAACUGAAAGCAACAAUGAUUGUUUAUCUAUAUUUUUUGACUAGUUUAUUAGUUUUUAAUGUGUGGGUUCAAAAUUUUCGGGAGCCUGUGUUGUUUUUCUCAAUAAGGUUAAAUUUUGGCAAUGUAUUCUUUCCGGAAAAAAAAAAGACGAGAGAAUUAUCUACAACUCUUGUCACUGUAUCUUUGUCAAAUUAGGUAAGUAAUAUAAUCACAAAAUAUUUUUGAAAAUGGAUUUUUAUUAUCCAUCUCAUGUCGACUUCUGAUGGACAAAAACUAUGGUUUGAGAGGCCUCAAAACGUCAAGACAGUUCUAAUUUGUAUCUGGUCUUUUGGUUUAUGCAAGUGAAAGAAGGAAAAACAACAUAACUCCAAAUAAACUUGCUUAAGAGAAAAAGAUAGAUUAAUACAAAUUUAACAACCAUAAGAAAAGAUAGCUUAAUACAUAAGAAUAAAAAUUCAAUUCAGAUAACUUUCUGUUUUUUUUUGUGUUAGAUGAAUGGUCUCGAUCAUAUCAGAUACAUCUCCAAGCUAAAUUUCUAUCCUCAGUAGAACCAGAGAACGAGAAGGCAAAAACAAGUUCUAUUGAUUCUUUUUAGUAGUGGGAGUGAAUGAUGACGAUGAUUUAGAGCUCUGAAUCUGAUCAUCUUUAGAUGUUUUGAUUAUAAA
Messenger RNA from Brassica rapa (field mustard), 3283 nucleotides. RefSeq lists its product as uncharacterized. Gene Ontology annotation, cellular component: extracellular region; vesicle. NCBI's taxonomy places the organism in Eukaryota, Viridiplantae, Streptophyta, Magnoliopsida, Brassicales, Brassicaceae. Gene Ontology annotation, biological process: double fertilization forming a zygote and endosperm; regulation of double fertilization forming a zygote and endosperm; regulation of protein localization to cell surface. The record is from RefSeq and is a predicted model, not a curated record.